AUUUCUCUCUUUUUUUGAGUAGAAACGAGAUGGCGGAGAAGUUCAAAGUCGCGCGAAUGUUUGGGAAAGUGGUGAACAAAGUCAAGCCGAUUGUCUUCGAAGGUGCGUGGGUGCCGAAACCGACGUCAUACGCGUUAUCCGAGCUAGAAGCUAAAAAGUUGAACUUGAAACCAGUCAAGAAAAUCACUGUGCGCUUUGAUCCUUUCGAAGCAUCGUCGACAAACGCGAGAUGGUUUUUGUACCUCACGAGUGACGUUUUGUUGCGAGAAACAAACCUCAAGUGUUCCUUCAAAGUUGAUGUCGUGAACGAUCGGUUACCUUCUCAAAUCGGGGUGGAAUUGGAAAAUGGACAGAAACUCAAAAUUCUGCCCGCAAAUCUGACGCCGUUGGAAAUCAUGAAGGAGAUCAACUCAGUUGUGCUUCCGCUUGUUCCUCCGCCGCUGGAAGAAUCCAAAAUUGUCCAGACAAAAGCAACGAAGAAGCAGAAGCGAUAA
Notodromas monacha is the source of this 494-nucleotide messenger RNA. The record is from the annotation of a GenBank genome assembly. Lineage: Eukaryota; Metazoa; Arthropoda; Ostracoda; Podocopida; Cyprididae.